UAGUUGUCAGUACUGUUUGUGAUGUUGGAGUGAAAUCUCUCCACUUCCGUUUCAUUCUUUUUGGUGUAGAAAAUAAAUCUGACAAGAUGGGUCGUAUGCACGCUCCUGGUAAGGGUAUAUCCCAAUCAGCUCUACCUUAUAGAAGAACCGUGCCAUCUUGGUUGAAACUUAACGCCGAAGAUGUUAAGGAACAAAUUAAGAAAUUGGGCAAGAAAGGCUUGACACCAUCCAAAAUUGGUAUAAUUUUGCGUGAUUCUCACGGUGUUGCUCAGGUGCGUUUUGUGAAUGGCAAUAAAAUAUUGCGUAUCAUGAAGUCUGUUGGUUUAAAACCUGACAUCCCAGAGGAUUUAUACCACAUGAUCAAGAAGGCUGUUGCUAUCCGUAAGCAUUUAGAACGUAACCGUAAGGAUAAGGAUGGUAAAUUCCGUCUUAUCUUAGUUGAAUCCAGAAUUCACCGUUUGGCCCGCUACUACAAAACAAAGAGUGUUUUGCCACCAAACUGGAAAUACGAAUCAAGCACAGCAUCUGCUUUGGUAGCCUAAGUUGUAGCUUUUCCAGUUAAAAUGAUAAAUAGAUUUUUAUAUUUUAAAAAUAUAAAGU
Molecule: messenger RNA, 600 nt
Organism: Teleopsis dalmanni
Lineage: Eukaryota; Metazoa; Arthropoda; Insecta; Diptera; Diopsidae
Product: 40S ribosomal protein S13
Exons: 3
Coding region: 87-542 (151 amino acids)
Biological process (GO): translation
Cellular component (GO): cytosolic small ribosomal subunit; ribosome; nucleolus
Molecular function (GO): structural constituent of ribosome; small ribosomal subunit rRNA binding
Source: RefSeq, a predicted model, not a curated record